This is a messenger RNA of Castor canadensis (American beaver), 2144 nucleotides long. Lineage: Eukaryota; Metazoa; Chordata; Mammalia; Rodentia; Castoridae. The record is from RefSeq and is a predicted model, not a curated record.
AGAAUUCCUCAUAAAUAUAUCUUAGAGCCUUCAAGAUGGUUCUAGCAGACCUUGGAAGAAAAAUAACAUCAGCAUUACGCUCAUUGAGCAAUGCCACCAUUAUCAAUGAAGAGGUAUUAAAUGCUAUGCUAAAAGAAGUAUGUACAGCAUUAUUGGAAGCGGAUGUUAAUAUUAAACUAGUAAAGCAACUAAGAGAAAAUGUUAAGUCUGCUAUUGAUCUUGAAGAGAUGGCAUCUGGUCUUAACAAAAGAAAAAUGAUUCAGCAUGCUGUAUUUAAAGAACUUGUGAAGCUUGUAGACCCUGGAGUUAAAGCAUGGACACCCACUAAAGGAAAACAGAACGUGAUUAUGUUUGUUGGAUUGCAAGGGAGUGGCAAAACAACAACAUGUUCAAAGUUAGCGUAUCAUUACCAGAGGAAAGGUUGGAAGACCUGUUUGAUAUGUGCAGAUACAUUCAGAGCAGGAGCUUUUGACCAGCUAAAACAGAAUGCUACCAAAGCAAGAAUUCCAUUCUAUGGAAGCUAUACAGAAAUGGAUCCUGUUAUCAUUGCUUCUGAAGGAGUAGAGAAAUUCAAAAAUGAAAAUUUUGAAAUUAUUAUUGUUGAUACAAGUGGUCGCCACAAACAAGAAGACUCUUUGUUUGAAGAAAUGCUUCAAGUUGCAAAUGCUAUACAACCUGAUAACAUUGUUUAUGUGAUGGAUGCCUCCAUUGGGCAGGCUUGUGAAGCCCAGGCUAAGGCGUUUAAAGAUAAAGUAGAUGUAGCCUCAGUAAUAGUGACAAAACUUGAUGGUCAUGCAAAAGGAGGUGGUGCACUCAGUGCAGUUGCUGCCACAAAAAGUCCAAUUAUUUUCAUUGGUACAGGGGAACAUAUAGAUGACUUUGAACCUUUCAAAACACAACCUUUCAUCAGCAAACUUCUUGGUAUGGGUGACAUUGAAGGACUGAUAGAUAAAGUCAACGAGUUGAAGUUGGAUGACAAUGAAGCACUUAUAGAGAAGUUGAAACAUGGUCAGUUUACGUUGCGAGACAUGUAUGAACAAUUUCAAAAUAUCAUGAAAAUGGGCCCUUUCAGUCAGAUCUUGGGGAUGAUACCUGGUUUUGGAACUGAUUUUAUGAGCAAAGGAAAUGAACAGGAGUCAAUGGCAAGGCUAAAGAAAUUAAUGACGAUAAUGGAUAGUAUGAAUGACCAAGAACUGGACAGUACGGAUGGUGCAAAGGUUUUUAGUAAGCAGCCGGGAAGAAUCCAGAGAGUAGCAAGAGGAUCAGGUGUGUCAACGAGAGAUGUUCAAGAACUUUUGACACAGUAUACCAAAUUUGCACAGAUGGUAAAAAAGAUGGGAGGUAUUAAAGGACUUUUCAAAGGUGGUGAUAUGUCUAAGAAUGUGAGCCAGUCGCAGAUGGCAAAAUUGAAUCAACAAAUGGCCAAAAUGAUGGAUCCAAGGGUUCUUCAUCACAUGGGUGGUAUGGCAGGACUUCAGUCAAUGAUGAGGCAGUUUCAACAGGGUGCUGCUGGCAAUAUGAAAGGCAUGAUGGGAUUCAAUAAUAUGUAAAGAAGAUGCCUUAAUAUAAACUGACUUGGUUGAUUACAUUAUUUGCUGAGACCUCAGAGUUUCCCUUCUUUUUACAAACGGGGGAAAAAAAAGAGUAUUUUUCUUGCCUGUCUUGCCCUCUUCUUGUCUUAUUUCCUUCUCCUUUUCUUUUUCCUUUCUUCCAUCGGGGGGAAAAAAAGAGUAUUUUUCUUGCCUGUCUUGCCCUCUUCUUGUCUUAUUUCCUUCUCCUUUUCUUUUUCCUUUCUUCCAUCUCCUUCCCUUCUUUUGCUAUAAGGGAGAAAUAUAUGGUUUUUGUGGAAAUCCUUAUAUUUCUGCUUUAAAUUUUCUUUUAGUUUUCACCAUCAUAACACUUCUUAAGUUAAAUAAAUCAUGAUGUAAAAUUUUAGUACUUAAAGGUUUUUAAUUGUCUCAAAGGCCAAGCAUUACAUUUGUAAACAGGUCCUGGUCAGUAAAUUCCAUGAUGUCUCAAUAAAAGUGCUGUAAAAUAAAAUUCAAAGUGGUUAUAAGAAGUUGUUAACUUUCUUUAUGGUUUAAAAUGAUCAGUGUAUCAUCCAAAAAUAGACAAAAAGGCCAGUGGAUAUAUAUCAUGUAAAU